GCCAAGGGCUUUGCUAUCCUGCUUUACCAAAUCAAAAGACACAUUUGUAGAACACACCGCUUUCACUGCAAACUCGUCCAACGUCCUUUGCUUCUUCCAUAACCCGAACGAAAUCCAGAGUCCCCACGGUCUUGUUCUCUGUUAGAUCAUUACUCUCAGAUCUGCACAGAAUUCCAUAGCAGAGCAAAGACGAGGCAUGGCAGCGGCACCGGAUCUUCUGUUCACUCUCCGAAACAAUUUCUACUUGGGAGCUUAUCAGGCCGCCAUCAACAGCAGCGACGUCGCCAAUCUCUCCCCGGACGACGUCAUCGAGAGGGACUGCCUCGUUUACAGAUCUUACAUUGCCCUCGGCAGCUAUCAGUUGGUGAUCAAUGAGAUCGAUUCGUCGGCCGCAACGCCUCUUCAGGCUGUGAAGCUGCUGGCUUUGUAUCUUUCGAGCCCUGCGAAUAAGGAAUCGUCAAUUUCAAGCUUGCGAGAGUGGUUAGAAGAUCCAGCCGUCGGGAACAACCCUAUUUUAAGGCUGAUUGCUGGGAUCAUAUUCAUGCACGAACAAGACUAUAAUGAAGCUCUUAAGCAUACGCAUGCUGGAGGGACUAUGGAACUGCAUGCAUUGAAUGUUCAAAUAUUCCUUAAGAUGCACAGGUCAGAUUAUGGAGAGAAACAGCUGAGGAUUAUGCAACAGAUUGAUGAGGAUCACACACUGACUCAACUUGCAAAUGCAUGGCUAAACUUGGCUGUGGGUGGUUCCAAGAUACAGGAAGCAUAUCUCAUCUUCCAAGAUUUUUCUGAGAAGUAUCAGAUGACAAUUUUGAUCCUGAAUGGGAAAGCUGUUUGCUGCAUGCACAUGGGACAUUUUGAUGAAGCUGAAUCACUGUUGCUUGAAGCACUAAACAAGGAUGCAAAGGAUGCAGAAACCCUGGCCAAUCUGGUUGUGUGCAGUCUUCACCUUGGUAAACCGGCUUCACGUUUUGUAAGCCAGUUGAAGCUUUCUCAUCCAGAUCACAUGCUUGUCAGAAGCGCAUCAGCUGCAGAGGAGAGCUUUGACAGAGCAGUUCAAGCAAAUGCGUGAACAAAAAAAGAAACUUUUGAGUUCAAUAUUCUUUUUUGGCCUUGGCAAGAUGUUAUUUUCUGUGUUUCUGGAUAGGGAACAAACAAUUCCUAGAUCAACAGAAGAAAGUGUUCUGUUACCAAUGGCAGAAUUUAUUUAGCGCGAAGAGGUUUUUCUUGGCAUCCUACUGUUGGGAACAUAUAUUGGACGAUUUCAUUGUGGAUUUUGUGCAGCAAUGUGUAACCUGAGUUGCUGAUACAUGUAUAUUGCCUUUUUCUUUCUCGUUUUCCUACUCUUUGGCUCCCCAAAAGAGGAGGAUUUGCUCUGAAAAAAGGAUACACACAUAUUUAGAAUAUUCGAGUAUUGUGAAUGUUUGAA
This is a messenger RNA of Malania oleifera, 1426 nucleotides long. RefSeq names its product coatomer subunit epsilon-1-like. Gene Ontology annotation, biological process: endoplasmic reticulum to Golgi vesicle-mediated transport; retrograde vesicle-mediated transport, Golgi to endoplasmic reticulum; intra-Golgi vesicle-mediated transport. Gene Ontology annotation, molecular function: protein binding; structural molecule activity. The coding region runs from base 197 to 1069 and encodes 290 amino acids. The record is from RefSeq and is a predicted model, not a curated record. NCBI's taxonomy places the organism in Eukaryota, Viridiplantae, Streptophyta, Magnoliopsida, Santalales, Ximeniaceae. The transcript is spliced from 7 exons. Gene Ontology annotation, cellular component: COPI vesicle coat.